Staurois parvus is the source of this 339-nucleotide messenger RNA. NCBI's taxonomy places the organism in Eukaryota, Metazoa, Chordata, Amphibia, Anura, Ranidae. The record is from the annotation of a GenBank genome assembly.
CCUCUUAUCUCCUGAUAGGGCAUAUUGUAUGGAGACACUCUGCACAUGCUCAGUUUGGUGUGUAUUGCUAGAGAGGUUUUUUUUUUUUUUCUUGGGAGAGUGCAUGUGAUCAGUACAGGGCCAAACAGCACUGUCCAGACAGAGGUCAGGGGUUCUGCAUCCUCCUACAGCAGAAAGAAAACUCCUCCUCCAAGCUUUAUCCAGUGCUCUCUUGAAGUUACAAGACUGCUCUAACUGCUGAUGAGAAAAGGUAUUUAGCAGUUUAUAUUUACUAAAAUAAUUGCAUUUCCAUGUUCUGUGUACUGUGGGAGAUCAGAUAUAGUGAAUACAGGGUCCUGG